Messenger RNA from Piliocolobus tephrosceles (Ugandan red Colobus), 980 nucleotides. Its product is annotated as galactoside 3(4)-L-fucosyltransferase. The record is from RefSeq and is a predicted model, not a curated record. The transcript has 2 exons. The coding region runs from base 33 to 980 and encodes 315 amino acids. NCBI's taxonomy places the organism in Eukaryota, Metazoa, Chordata, Mammalia, Primates, Cercopithecidae. Gene Ontology annotation, molecular function: alpha-(1->3)-fucosyltransferase activity. Gene Ontology annotation, cellular component: membrane.
UGCAAGCCCUGGACGGAUACUUCAAUCUCACCAUGUCCUACCGCAGCGACUCUGACAUCUUCACGCCCUACGGCUGGCUGGAACCGUGGUCCGGCCAACCUGCCCACCCACCGCUCAACCUCUCGGCCAAGACCGAGCUGGUGGCCUGGGCGGUGUCCAACUGGAAGCCGGACUCGGCCAGGGUGCGCUACUACCAGAGCCUGCAGGCCCAUCUCAAGGUGGAUGUGUACGGGAAAUCCCACAAGCCCCUGCCCAGGGGGACCAUGAUGGAGACGCUGUCCAGGUACAAGUUCUACCUGGCCUUCGAGAACUCCUUGCACCCUGACUACAUCACCGAGAAGCUGUGGAAGAACGCCCUGGAGGCCUGGGCCGUGCCCGUGGUGCUGGGGCCCAGCAGAAGCAACUAUGAGAGGUUCCUGCCACCCGAUGCCUUCAUCCACGUGGACGACUUCCAGAGCCCCAAGGACCUGGCCCGAUACCUGCAGGAGCUGGACAAGGACCACGCCCGCUACCUGAGGUACUUUCGCUGGCGGGAGACACUGCGGCCUCGCUUCUCCAGCUGGGCACUGGAUUUCUGCAAGGCCUGCUGGAAACUGCAGGAGGAAUCCAGGUGGGGCCUCAUCUACCUAAGGACUCGCUUGCCUGAAGCUUCACCUGCCUGGGGAUUCACCUACCUGGGUCCUCCCUUUCCUGGGACCUCACCUGCUGGAGUCUUUGGUGGCCAGGCAUGUCACUUACCUGGGAUUUCACAUGCUGGCUUCCAGGAGCGUCCCCUGCAGAAGCCUGGCCUGCUGGGGACCUCAUCUCCUGGGGACUUUGCCUACUGGGGACCUCGGCUGUUGGGGACUUUACCUGCUGGGACCUGCUCCCAGAGACCUUGCCACACUGAAUGUCACCUGCUAGGAGCCUCGCCUCCUGGGGACCUCACCCUGGAGGGCACUGGGCCCUGGGAACUGGCGCCCUUGGGGCCCCUCCCAUGA